Molecule: messenger RNA, 1431 nt
Organism: Populus euphratica (Euphrates poplar)
Lineage: Eukaryota; Viridiplantae; Streptophyta; Magnoliopsida; Malpighiales; Salicaceae
Product: probable S-adenosylmethionine-dependent methyltransferase At5g38780
Exons: 3
Coding region: 90-1199 (369 amino acids)
Molecular function (GO): methyltransferase activity
Source: RefSeq, a predicted model, not a curated record
UAUAUAUAUAUAUACUCUACCCUUCUCUUCAAUGUGAAGUAGAGCGCCACCAUAGGAAGGAAACCUGCAUCAAGUUGAGAAAUAGAAAGAUGGAAAAUGGCGAGACCAAAACACUGCCAAAAUCAUGGGCUAUGGUUGGUGGAGAUGGACCUCGUAGCUAUGCCCAAAAUUCUUCCUAUCAGAGGGGACUGUUGGACGCCGCGAAUGAAUUGAUGAAUGAAGGCAUCAGGGAGAAGCUUGACUUUAAAAGCCCUUGUUCUGAUUCUUCAAACAUCUGCACUUUUCGAAUCGCAGAUUUUGGAUGUUCUGUUGGACCGAAUACAUUCUUCGCAGUGGAAAGAAUCAUAGAAGCUGUGGAGCAGAAAUACCAAGCCUGUCAAUUCCGAAACUCCCCACCCCUGGAGUUCCAAGUUUUCUUCAACGACGUCACGGCCAAUGAUUUCAACACUCUCUUCAGAACCCUUCCAUCAUAUCGAAAAUACUUUGCAGCUGGAGUGCCUGGAACUUUUUAUGGUCGUUUAUUCCCGAAGUCAACGCUCCAUCUUGCAUACUCUUCCUAUUCCUUGCACUGGCUCUCUAAGGUUCCAGAGGAAGUUGUGGACGUCAAAUCUCCGGCAUGGAAUAAGGGUAGCAUACAGUGCAGUGGAACUGCAAAAGAAGUAGUGAAAGCGUAUUCAGCCCAGUUCAAAAAUGAUAUGGAUAACUUUCUGAAUGCUAGAGCUCAAGAAAUUAUCGGUGGAGGAUUGAUGGUGAUCAUAAUUGGUGGUCUUCCUGAUGGGAUCCUGAUGGCUCAGACUGGAGCUGGAAUAUGCAAUGAGCUUUUCGGGUCUUGCCUCAUCGACAUGGCGAAAUUGGGAGUGAUUAGUGAAGAAAAGGUGGAUUCCUUUAAUUUGCCUGCGUACUACUCUUCUGCUAAGGAGUUGGAAGAGAUUAUAAAGAACAACGGACAUUUCUGUAUUGAGAGAAUGAACACGCUUAAUCACCCCAUGAUGAAAAUGAAGAUUGAUGUCCGAUUUGCUAUUUCGCAAUUUAGAGCUGUUUUUCAGGCACUAUUGGAAGAACACUUUGGAAGGGAUGAUGUUGACAAAAUAUUCGAAUAUUUUGCCAAGAAGUUUGCAGACAAUUAUGACUCCGUCUUCAAUGGGGCGACGCAUCAACACGUCGACCAUUUUAUCCUGCUGAAGCGUAACAUCAACUGAUGAAAGAUAUGCGUUUUGGAUUUCAAUGUUGACGAAUUAUCAAGCUUUAAGAAAUAAUUUGUGUUUCCAUUACCUUAAGAAAUAAUGUCUGUAUCCCUUAGUGACCUCCGAUCAUUACCAGGUCUCUUGCUAGUUUCUCAAUUCUAUGAAUGAUCUGCCGGUGGCCGUGCCGGUGCCCUAACUAGCCUUGUUCGGGUAGUUUAUUUGUUAAGCAUUAAAUGAGUUUAAAACA